CACGACUGGCCCUGUACCCGCUCCAUUUUCUCCAAACGCACUCGUCACGGAUAUAGCUCCUCGUCCCCGUCUCUCGUAUAUGCCCCUCUAAUCCUACCUGCGACGAUACACGGCUUUUUCUAACAACACCGCUACUUGCAGCUAUGGGUCAAACAUUGUCUGUUCCAGCGACGGACAAGAACACGGAGUCGGGAGGGAAUGACCGGUUUAUGUAUGCGGUGUCUGAGAUGCAGGGUUGGAGAAUAACCAUGGAGGACGCGCACACGAUCGCUUUGCGUUUGGACGAAGACAAGGACGAACCCAAUGCCUUCUUUGCUGUUUACGAUGGUCACGGUGGUAGUAAUGUUGCACGGUAUGCUGGACGCAAUGUCCACAAACGAUUAGCAUCGCAAGAGGAAUAUCAGGCAAAACGUUACCCAGAAGCAUUAAAGCGGGCUUUCCUAGGGACCGAUGAGGAUAUGCUUGCGGACCCUUCAUAUACUCGGGAGCCGUCGGGAUCAACGGCCCUGGCAGCCCUUGUCACAGCCGAUAACAAGAUAUAUGCCGCGAAUGCUGGUGAUUCAAGAGGUGUCAUCAGUGUGAAGGGCGAAGCAAAACAAUUGAGUUAUGAUCACAAACCCGCGAAUCAGACCGAGAAAGACCGUAUAACUGCAGCAGGCGGAUAUAUUGAAUACGGCAGAGUCAAUGGCAAUCUAGCGUUAGCCAGAGCGCUGGGUGACUUUGACUUCAAGAAGAACUACAAACUCUCCCCCGAGAAGCAAAUAAUCACCUCGGACCCCGAGAUUAUUGAGCAUCAGAUAACGGAGGAAGAUGAAUUCAUUGUAUUAGCCUGUGACGGUAUCUGGGACUGCUUGAGCUCCCAAGAUGUCGUCGAUAUCGUCCGACUAAAGGUUGCGGAAGGCAAGGAACUGCCCGAAAUUGUGGAAUUCCUUUGCGACCAUUGCCUUGCUCCCAACACGACUGAGGGCACGGGAGUGGGCUGCGACAACAUGACGGUGCUGAUAGUCGCGAUCCUACAUGGCCGGACUAAAGAGCAAUGGUAUGAAUGGAUCAAAGACCGCGUUGAAAACAAAUAUGGGUACGACACGCCUAGGGAGGUCAAGGCUAUCUAUUCUCAGCCAUACAGGCCACGAGAAGGCGCUGGUCGCGCGGGGCCCAUGGCUUCGCGGCUCAUGGCCAACGGUCUCGGCGGUGCUAUCAGCCUGACGCCCAUUUUCCACGGGGGAAAUGAGGGUUUGAUGUUCGAGACGGACAGCGAGGAGGAGGACGGGAAUUCGGAUGACGAAUCACAGAACUCGUCCUUCUUCAGUCAAAGUUUCGGGCCCGGGAUUGGCAACCUCCGGCAACAGCUCAUGAUGCCACAGGGUGACGAGGACUACGACUUGGAAGCUAAUGGGGCAGGUUCGAAAGUGAACGGUGAUGCGGAGGCGGAGGAAAGUCGGGUGGAGGACGCGGACAUGGACUCGUCGAAUGACGAUAAGGAUGCUACCCCACAGCAAGAGCGGCAGGGCGAAGCACCCCCACCUCCGAAGCCCCUGCCUAAUGGCGAUGCCGUCUCGCGGACACCUGACCAAUUCGAAACGCAUCCGGCCGGCGACGAGCCGAGCGCUGUGGUGAAGACAGAGGGCCUCAUGGAUACCAGCGAGAGCCCGCUCAAGGGAUAAGCGAUAUCUCCAGCUAUGUUACUAUUCCAUCCUAAUUUCUGUGCUUUUGUUCUUCUUCCUCUGUGUUGGUAUCGCGGGUUGAAACUGUUAUCUAUUGUCAGCUGUAGCAAACAUGCGUGUUCUCUUCAUCCCACUUGUGCAAUCAGGUCACCAUGUCCAUUGUGGUUCCUCUGCGGGUGUUUGUCAUACCACUGUAUAUCCCAUCUAGUCUGAACUCUGCACUCACUUCCCAUUGUACAUGUACAUCGAUACGUGCAUUACCCAGUGUAUGUAUAUACGGGAUUAGCGUCGGAACCUCUUCAUAGACGAAUCGGAUGCAAUCAUGAGGGGAGUGAACAAAUAUUCUGAACACGACAUUGGACAGUCCGGAUCGGAAGACAGCUGCACCUUACAACUCGAAGACAUUCAUGAGGAUGAUGAUCUCCCCUUCGCACAGACAGCAUACAAGCAUUCGCUGCCCCACUGUCAGGACACCUACACCAAGAACAGCGCCUGCUUCUCCGCCGCCAACCUUCAAGACGCUCUGUACGCCUUCUUUCUCCUUUGAACCCUUUGGAGGCGCCCUGUACAGGUAGACGUUCCCGCCAAACGUUUGGCUGCCACUCUCAAAUGCCAUAACGAGCUCGCCUGUGUGGUAUGUGAAUCGUGUGUCCCGCUUGGAUGCGAGCACGAACGACAGCGCGGGGAACGUGGUGGCAUGCCUCCACUUGGCCCAUUCGUCGUUGGACGGCGAGGAAGGGAGCUCGAAGACUGCCCCGUCGAGGUGCUCUUUCACGACGAGGCUAAGUUCCCCGCUCGAUCCCGGUAGCGGCGUGCUCAACAAGCUUACCCUCUCCUCCUUGUCCUUCCCCCUCCGCGCCCACCACUCCGGUUCGCCAUAGCGCGCCUCUGCGUCACCCUGCACACUACCACGCGUAUCGACCCAGGUGAGCACCGCCUCGCGCCCAACACUAUCAUCCACCUCCUCGUCAUACUCGUCCUUCGCGAGGCUGGGCACACCGCGCCCAAGACCCCCCUGCGCCUGGUCUUUCGACGUCUCCGCCGUGAAUUUCUCGAGCGACUCGAGGAUGCCCGCAAGCUCGCUCGGGUCCAUCGUCUCGGGCACGUCCUCACCCGAUUCAAAGACCUGCGGCCAGCGCGUGCCGACGUCCUUCUUGUCGAGGUGCACGGUGAGCAGGCCCCA
Molecule: messenger RNA, 2847 nt
Organism: Gloeophyllum trabeum ATCC 11539
Lineage: Eukaryota; Fungi; Basidiomycota; Agaricomycetes; Gloeophyllales; Gloeophyllaceae
Product: PP2C-domain-containing protein
Exons: 11
Coding region: 144-1664 (506 amino acids)
Biological process (GO): protein dephosphorylation
Molecular function (GO): cation binding; protein serine/threonine phosphatase activity
Source: RefSeq, a predicted model, not a curated record